This is a messenger RNA of Gadus morhua (Atlantic cod), 1519 nucleotides long. It is a transcript of the gene phactr3a, whose product is annotated as phosphatase and actin regulator 3a. Gene Ontology annotation, biological process: actin cytoskeleton organization. The transcript has 9 exons. Lineage: Eukaryota; Metazoa; Chordata; Actinopteri; Gadiformes; Gadidae. The record is from RefSeq and is a predicted model, not a curated record. Bases 192 to 1304 code for a protein of 370 amino acids. Gene Ontology annotation, molecular function: actin binding.
AGGAGGAGGAGGGGGAGGAGCACGCCUCCUGUGGAGCAGAGCUCCCCGAGGAGCUGCAGGAGGGGGGAGGUGGGGGCCAGGAGGGAGGCCGGGAGGAGGAGGAGUCUGCUGCCCUGCCCGGGACCUCCCCCCCCAAGGCCCCGCCCCCCUGCGUCCCGCCCAGGAGCAACAGCGGCGACGAUUCAGGAGCCAUGUCGCUGCCCAACCAUCUCCCCCCCUCCUACGUCCACAAGGAGCCCAUCCCCAGACCCCAGGAGGGCCUGGCCCCCAGCGUGCUGCCCCUCCGGGGGCCCCUGUCCACCGCCUCAGGGUCCCCCCACCUCGGCACCCUGCUGCACCCCGCCGGCCCCCCCACCAGCAUCAUGGAGGAGCUGCAGCGAGCCUUCGCCUCCAAGAACCGGCAGGAGAUCGUCCACGACGGCAGUGAGCUGGCCUCCCUGCCGCGGCCGUGGUGCGGCGGCGGCGACGGGCGGCUCUCGCGCUCCUGCAGCUCGGAGAACCAGCAGCAGCAGCAGCAGCAGCAGCAGCAGCAGCAGCAGCAGCAGCAGCAGCAGCAGCAGCCGCAGCAGCACCACCACCCCUCGCCGUCGGGGCCCCGCGUCAGCUUCGGGGGCCUGGGCCUGGGCAUGGGCCUGGGGCACGGCGGGGGCCACGGCAUGGGCCACGGGUCCGGGGGGGGCGACUGGCCCCGGAAGGAGGCGGAGGAGAACAAGGAGAACAUGAGGCUGGACCAGUGCUUCUCCAACACCUCGGGCCUCCCCAACGACCUGGAGGAGUGGAACGACUCCGUCAUCUCAGGCACCCUUCCUCGCCGGCUGAGGAAGGAGCUCCUGACGGUGAAGCUACGGAACCGGCCCAGCAAGCAGGAUCUCGAGGACCGCAACAUCUUCCCGGCCCGGACCGACCUGGAGCGCCAGGAGAUCCGGCAGCAGAUCGAGAUGAAGCUCGCCAAGCGGCUGAGCCAGAGACCGAAUGUUGAGGAGUUGGAGAGUCGGAAUAUUCUGAAACAGAGAAAUGACCAGUCCGAGCAGGAGGAGAGGAGGGAGCUCAAGCAGCGGCUCAACAGAAAGCUGAACCAGCGGCCCACUGUGGACGAGCUCCGGGACCGCAAGAUCCUGAUCCGCUUCAGCGACUACGUGGAGGUCGCCAAGGCCCAGGACUACGACCGCAGGGCCGACAAGCCCUGGACCCGGCUGUCUGCCGCCGACAAGGCCGCCAUCCGCAAGGAGCUCAACGAGUUCAAAAGCACGGAGAUGGAGGUGCACGCGUCCAGCAAGCAUCUCACAAGGUUCCACCGGCCGUGAGCGAGUGUGCAGUGAGGGGAGGAGUUUCUUCUGUGAAGGAAAUGGUGAACCUUGGGCCGCGCGGCUGUCCGGAGCUACCGCCGCCGCCACCGGCGCCGCCCUCUCACGCGCGGUGGGGGACUGUUUUCCACAAGGAGCCUGGAGCCCCUUCGACGGUCGUAAGGGUGUCUUCCCGACGUUCCUUUUCCAGCGCCCGGGGGCCCUGCCCAGCUGGG